AUGCUGGAAAAAGGAAGAGGAAAGUACAGAAACCUGUUUAUACGUGGAGUUGCCAAUUGUGGGAAAAGUUUCGUGCUUGCCCCAUUGAAAAGCAUUUAUGGCACUUUUUGUAAUCCCGCCACUGGAACUUUUGCCUGGGUUGGUGCAGAAGAGGCGGAAAUUAUUUUGCUGAGUGAUUUUCGGUGGAAACCCUCCAUAAUAGCAUGGGCUAACAUGCUCCUGUUGCUAGAGGAAGAUAUAGUGCAUUUACCAGCUCCCAAAAAUUUCUCGAAACGGGACAUUGAGCUUAGCAACGAUACCCCUAUCUUUGCAACAUCAGACGCGCCAAUUGUGUACAUAAAGGGGGGAAGUGUUUGCCACGCAAACACUGAAAUGAUGAAUGUAAGGUGGAAAUUUUUCCACUUCUGGAGACAAAUUCCACCAACUGAACAACUCCAGUUAAUUCCUUGUGGUCACUGCUUUUCAAAACUGAUUUUAAGCAACAUCACUGAGUAG
Porites evermanni is the source of this 495-nucleotide messenger RNA. Lineage: Eukaryota; Metazoa; Cnidaria; Anthozoa; Scleractinia; Poritidae. The record is from the annotation of a GenBank genome assembly.